Messenger RNA from Calliphora vicina (urban bluebottle blowfly), 1251 nucleotides. RefSeq names its product Receptor expression enhancing protein B (gene ReepB). NCBI's taxonomy places the organism in Eukaryota, Metazoa, Arthropoda, Insecta, Diptera, Calliphoridae. The coding region runs from base 176 to 733 and encodes 185 amino acids. The record is from RefSeq and is a predicted model, not a curated record. The transcript is spliced from 5 exons.
UUUAUUUUUAAACGUCACUUUGACUUUGAACUCAUCUAAUUAAUAACUGGCAUAAAGACUCUCAGGAAAACCGAAGACAAAUUGUUAGUGUGAUAUUAUUGUUGGCUAUAUUUUAGUUAUUUUCCUAAAAUAAAUUUUACACUUUUCUACAAAAGACAUAAAGAAAAAAGCAAAGAUGGCAGCACAAUUCGCUAAUGUUCAGCAAAAAUGGGAUGAAUAUAAGGUUUCAUUGGACAAGUCGUUGAACGACAAGUCUAAGCCCUGGUAUAAAGGAUUCCAAAUGGUCGAAGAAAAAACCAAUGUACCCAGAAUUUAUCUAUUCAUAGGUGCCGCCGUUUUCUGCGCUUUAUAUUUGGUCUUUGGUUAUGGAGCUCAACUUUUAUGUAACAUUAUUGGCGUUGUAUAUCCAGCCUACAUUUCCAUACAUGCUAUUGAAUCCAGCACCAAAUUGGAUGAUACCAAAUGGCUUACCUAUUGGGUGACCUAUGGCAUCAUGUCAAUCAUUGAAUAUUUCUCAGGCAUUUUAACUUCAGUCAUACCCUUUUACUGGUUGUUGAAGUGCGUUUUCUUGGUGUGGUGCAUGUUGCCCAUGGAACAAAAUGGUUCUUAUAUCAUUUACAACCGUGUUAUACGUCCACGUUUCCUUAAACAUCAUCAAGCUGUUGACUCUGCGUUAGAUAAUGUUAUUGGUCAAGCCAAGAAAAACAUUAGCUCAGUUUUGAAAUCUGAUUAAAUCUUUUAACCCAUAAAUACACACGCAUCUCUUUUAAGUCCUACCAAUCAUAUUUAAGAAGCAUUUCCUUAAUCAUAAAAGCGAAAACAAUUACAAUCAUCAUCGGAAACUUCAACAAGCUGAUCAAUAUUUCUUUGGUGGUGGUCAUGAUGGUGACGGCGUUGUCGUAAGGAGCACACAAUUUGUUCGGAUCAAAAAAAAAUUAUGAAAAAAAAGAAACAAGUAUCUUUAGUGUUAUUUAUUUUAUAAUAAUAGUAUGUGUCUUCGCAAUUAAACCUCAACAACUAUUUAAAACUCUUCAUAAAAACUUUAAAAAUCUGUGAAAUUUCCAAAAAGGACUUGUAAUAUUUUUUUUUUAUUAAAUAUAAUUAAUAAUUUUAGUUUGCCAACUUCUUAUUCAUAUAAUUGUGUAUGUUCAAGAAAAUCUAAAAUAUUAUUAAACAAACAAUGAAAAAAAAAAACAGAAAUUAUUGUUAAAUAAAAUCAUCUAAAACUGUUAAAAAAGAACUAAAAAUAAA